CAGCUUCUUCAAAGACGAGCCACUCGCCUCGUCCAGUGGAGAAGGAUUUGCCGAAGUGCAAUGAGGAGGAGGAUGAUAAAUUUAAUAGAUCGAUGAUUGAGCAAGGCACGUGUAUUGUGGCGCUGGAUGAACACAAUCCAGAACGCAUUUUAGGCUGUGUCAUUGCCGGCGUUCUGGUGCCCAGCAGUCUGGACUCUUUCGCUGCUCAAGCACUCGCAGCGAAAGACAACAUCUGGGGAAAAAUGGUAACUUUGCUAAUGAAAGCUUCAGUGGAAGGCAACGUUUACGAACGCUACGGAGUGUCCAAGGUGUUGCUCUCCCACAUGACUACGGUGGAUCCCUCAAUGCGUGGCAAGGGCCUGGGCACUCGCCUAGCCGCUGCGCUCAUGGAAGUUGGACGCAUCAAGGGCUAUGAAGUCAUGAUUGCCUUCUGCUCUAGUUUCUAUUCGGCGCGGCAGAAGCGUGCCAUGGGCAUGGAAUGCAUCUACUCCUUGGCCUAUGCGGACUACAAGGAUGAGAGCGGUGAGGUUAUAUUCAAGCCACCAGCUCCACAUACCCAUCUGCAGUUUUUGGCAAUCAGAUUAUAAAAUUCACACAGAAGU
Molecule: messenger RNA, 602 nt
Organism: Drosophila busckii
Lineage: Eukaryota; Metazoa; Arthropoda; Insecta; Diptera; Drosophilidae
Product: dopamine N-acetyltransferase
Exons: 1
Coding region: 93-587 (164 amino acids)
Molecular function (GO): N-acetyltransferase activity
Source: RefSeq, a predicted model, not a curated record